Messenger RNA from Podarcis lilfordi (Lilford's wall lizard), 330 nucleotides. The record is from the annotation of a GenBank genome assembly. NCBI's taxonomy places the organism in Eukaryota, Metazoa, Chordata, Lepidosauria, Squamata, Lacertidae.
AGUUGGAAACUAGACCAGAUUAUGGUUGGAAUAUAGUCUCUGAAGAGCUGUAUUUAAUACGUAGUAAAUCUCCAAAUAUUCCCCUGAUUGUAAUGGGAGACACCAAUGCUCGAAUUGGAUCAGAUAAUAUAGCUCUCUAUAAACGCUAUGUCUCAAAUCUAGCUGAAGAUGCCCCACUUCCAUUGAGAAUAGGGAGGAAUUCAAAGGACAUCAUUAUUAAUAAAGCGGGAGGAAAACUUUUACAAUUGGUUUUAGAAUUUAACCUCUCAUUUUUGAAUGGCUCAAUGUGGUCGGAUAUUCCAGGAAAUUUUACCUUCAGCUCCAAAAGGG